Messenger RNA from Rhizophagus irregularis DAOM 181602=DAOM 197198, 225 nucleotides. The record is from RefSeq and is a predicted model, not a curated record. Lineage: Eukaryota; Fungi; Glomeromycota; Glomeromycetes; Glomerales; Glomeraceae.
AUGGAGCUUUUGAUAGCAAUAGAUGAACCUAACUUCCAUAAAUUAAUUCCUUGCGUUCAAGAAUACUUGAUUGAACAUCGAUAUGAAUUUUUGCAACAAAAUAUUAUUGAAAUUCUUGAAACAGGUAUUAUUGCACAAAAUCCUUCUAUUUCACAAGACGCCACAAAUUGGAGCAAGGAUGAUAUUACAAUUAUUGAGAAAACUCUUCAUGAUUUACUCUAUUAA